AUGUCUUCAACCACUGCUAACGCAACUGCCGGCGGCGUCACUCAGCAGACGGCUUCCAACAAGGGAGACAUUCGUCUUGAUAAUUCCAAGACCCGUGACGUCCGUGCCUCUAACAUCAUUGCGGCCAAGGCAGUGGCUGACGCUGUGAGGACGAGUCUUGGGCCGAGGGGAAUGGAUAAGAUGAUCCAGGACGGCAGUGGGGAGGUGGUCAUCACCAACGAUGGUGCCACGAUCCUUAGAGAGAUGUCGGUGAUGCACCCUACUGCUAAGAUGCUUGUUGAGCUAUCCAAGAGCCAGGACAUUGAGGCUGGGGAUGGUACGACUUCUGUCGUUGUCAUUGCUGGUGCACUCCUCGGUGCUGCUCAAAAUCUACUGGGCCGUGGUAUUCAUCCUAAUACGAUUAGUGAUGGCUUCCUGUUGGCCGCGCACAAGGCUGAGGCAAUCCUUGAAGACAUGAGCAUCCCAAUCAGCUUGGAGGACAGGGACAGCCUCGUUACCAGUGCCAGCACUUCUCUCAAUUCAAAGGUCGUUGCUCAAUCAGCGAGCCUUCUUGCCCCAAUGGCCGUUGAUGCCGUAAGAGACUUCUCAUCUCUCCGUCAACAUCAGCAGACUGUUGAGAUGUGCAUGCGUUCACCCCAGGUACGUAUUUGCCGCAAGUUGGGUGGCACCAUUGACGACUCCGAGCUAGUCGAUGGUCUUGUGAUGAGCCAGAAGGUUGCCAAGGUUGCCGGAGGUCCUACUAAAAUUGAGAAGGCCAAGAUCGGCCUCAUCCAGUUCUGCCUGUCCCCUCCUAAGACGGAUAUGGAGAACAACGUUACUGUCAAUGACUAUGCCCAGAUGGACCGUAUCCUCAGAGAAGAGCGUGUCCAGCUCGCUAAGAUGGUCAAGCACAUUGCUAAGACCGGUUGCAACGUCCUAUUGGUCCAGAAAUCCAUCCUCCGUGAUGCCGUGACUAACCUCAGUCUGGACUUCUGUGCCAAGGCUAAGAUCCUAGUGGUCCGUGAUGUUGAGCGUGACGAUAUUGAUUUCUUAUCUCGUAUUUUGGGAUGUGAGCCUGUGGCCAGCCUACAGGAGUUCACUAAGGACAAGCUUGGUGAGGCUGAGCUGGUUCGUGAGGAGCCCUUGGGGUCCGGUCUUGGUACUGUUAUCCGCUUCACUGGUCUGCCCAAGCUGACCACAUCUAAGUGCGUAUCGAUUUUGUUAAGAGGCACCAACUCGCUGACCCUUGAUGAGGCCGAAAGGUCCCUUCACGAUGCCUUGUGUGUCGUACGUUCCCUUGUGAAGAAGCCUGCAGUCCUACCGGGCGGCGGUAGUGUUGAGAUGGAGCUCAGCGUCCGUCUGAGUCAGUGGACUAGACGUGAGUUGAAGGGCGUCGAGGCCUACUGCGUGCGAGCCUUUGCCGAGGCCCUUGAGAUCAUUCCCUACACACUCGCUGAGAAUGCUGGUCUGGCUCCAGUGGAGAUCGUUACUCAACUUCGUGCGGCCCAUGCUGAUGGCUCGAGGUUCGCUGGUAUUGACGUUAGAAAGGGCAAGAUAGAAAAGGACAUGGCUAAGAAUCUGAAGGUUCUACAGCCCCUGUUGGUUUCUCUAAGUGCCAUUCGUGGUGCCUCUGAGACGGUUAGGAUGAUCAUGAAGAUUGAUGACCUCGUCUACACCCGAUAGAUAUGGUCUGAUGAUAGUCCUGAUAAGAAGUAGCCGAUAACCAUCAUACACUCCUGUGGGCAUCUGUUUCCAUCUAUUGCUGACUAUAGACACUUGUGACCA
Messenger RNA from Perkinsus marinus ATCC 50983, 1764 nucleotides. Its product is annotated as chaperonin 60 kDa, putative. Gene Ontology annotation, molecular function: ATP-dependent protein folding chaperone; ATP binding; ATP hydrolysis activity. Bases 1 to 1662 code for a protein of 553 amino acids. Gene Ontology annotation, biological process: protein folding. Lineage: Eukaryota; Perkinsozoa; Perkinsida; Perkinsidae. The transcript is spliced from 17 exons. Gene Ontology annotation, cellular component: chaperonin-containing T-complex. The record is from RefSeq and is a predicted model, not a curated record.